Bufo bufo (common toad) is the source of this 1333-nucleotide messenger RNA. RefSeq names its product family with sequence similarity 168 member A (gene FAM168A). The coding region runs from base 262 to 972 and encodes 236 amino acids. NCBI's taxonomy places the organism in Eukaryota, Metazoa, Chordata, Amphibia, Anura, Bufonidae. The transcript has 9 exons. Gene Ontology annotation, biological process: positive regulation of base-excision repair. The record is from RefSeq and is a predicted model, not a curated record.
CCGCCUUCUUCGCUCGCACACAGAGGAGAGGACGGAGCUGACACCAUCAGACCCGGGACACGGCUGCGGAGGAUUCUGGCACAGCGGGAUCGCUUAUCGGACCUUUUCUAGGACAACUAUCUGAAAUGACCGCGAUCUGAUCCUUUCUUCUUCUGUCUUCGCCUCACUUGAUCUCUGGUUCCUUCUGUUUCCGCUGCUUUCAGGUCUGAGCAGGAUCCAGGACCACUUAUCUUUGUAGAACAGAGAUUCCCGUCUUCCACCAUGAAUCCGGUUUAUAGCCCUGUCCAGCCAGGGGCUCCCUACGGAAAUCCAAAAAACAUGACCUAUGCAGGUUACCCCGCUGGAUACCCCACAGCUGCCCCUACCUAUAAUCCCAACAUGUAUGCCACCAGCACCCAAGGCUAUGCCCCAGCGACCCUCCUGAUGAAACAAGCGUGGCCGCAGACUCCUUCUUCGUCCUGUGCCAACGAGGGCACGUUCCAUCUUCCUGUCGAUUCUGGGACCGAGAACAGGACUUAUCAAGCUUCUUCUGCCGCAUUCAGGUACACCGCCGGAACCCCAUACAAAGUGCCACCUGCCCAGAGUAAUAGUGCCCCACCACCAUACUCUCCAUCUCCAAACCCCUACCAGACAGCAAUGUACCCCAUCAGAAGUGCCUACCCUCAGCAGAAUUUAUAUGCCCAGGGUGCGUACUACACCCAGCCUGUGUAUGCGGCACAACCCCACGUCAUCCACCACACCACUGUGGUCCAACCAAACAGCAUUCCUUCUGCAAUCUACCCCUCCCAGGUAGCUGCACCGCGAAGCAAUGGAGUCACUAUGGGAAUGGUCGCUGGGACUACCAUGGCCAUGUCAGCAGGUACAUUGCUGACCACACCUCAGCACACCGCCAUAGGAGCACACCCCGUCUCUGUGCCAACCUACAGAGCCCAAGGGACCCCAGCUUACAGCUACGUACCCCCCCACUGGUAAACCUGCUGACCUGUCCGUGUCCGGAGUAAAACCUUGUAUGCAAACUGCUCAAGUCUUACAUCGGUGCUGGAACAACCGGCCGACGGCACCAAGUUUGUCUACAUGAACAAAACGACUAAACACAAAAGUGCAACGGUCACUUUAACUAAUCUUUAGUGUUUGGGUUUGUUUUUUUUUGUUUUUUUUAAAAAGCUGCUUUUUCUGUAACCUCUUUGGUUUUUCCCACACACCACCGCAGGCACCGCGUCUCCUCCACCAUUUAUCUAGACGCUCGUGCCGUCACAGGUUCCUCCACCUUAACCAUCGUCGUAACUUUGUUUUCAUCUAAGUCAUUUUAUUACACUAGACGUUUCAAAUUUUU